Molecule: messenger RNA, 3066 nt
Organism: Clarias gariepinus (North African catfish)
Lineage: Eukaryota; Metazoa; Chordata; Actinopteri; Siluriformes; Clariidae
Gene: osgin2
Product: oxidative stress induced growth inhibitor family member 2
Exons: 7
Coding region: 200-1960 (586 amino acids)
Source: RefSeq, a predicted model, not a curated record
UGAUUAAUGGUGCUCUCGCGCGCACUGCUCGUGUCCUCCCACCGGCGUCGCGCGCUAUUCACGCUCGCGACUCCUCGCGCACAAGAGCAUCGGACGCCUCGGAGUUAAAGGAAUCCUGAAACUUAGAAUUUCUACUUCCAGUAUACCUGUGAAGGAUAACAGGGAAUCAUCAUUUUGAGUGCCAGCUCAGGCUGUAGCAAUGCCUCUUCUGGAUGAAAGCACUCUACCUAGAGACUGCCCUCCAACUGUACCAGUCAUCAUCGUUGGAAACGGUCCAUCAGGUAUCUGUUUAUCAUAUCUGCUGAGCGGGUAUGUGCCUUACUUAGAUCCAGCAGCUGAGCACCCGAAUCCCAUACUGCACCACAAACUACAGAAGGCUAAGCAUCAGCCUGUUACAGAGCAGGAUCUAGAAUACCUGUGUGAGGGGUUGGAGGGUCGUUCAGGCAAUCCAGUAGCUGUGCUCUUCGAUACACUACUUCACCCAAAUGCUGACUUGGGCUUCGAGAUUCCUUCAGUUCUGCAGUGGAAGCUGGAGAAGCAGCAUCACAUUCCCCAUCUGGUGCUAGGCAAGGGCACACCAGGGGGAGCCUGGCAUGCAAUGGAAGGAUCUAUUCUCACCAUUAGUCUGGGCGUCUGGAUGGAGCUGCCAGGGGUCAACUACAGGGACAUUACCCCUGAAAAACGGAGGCAGAGUGUGACCCAAGACCGGGCUACUCCAGAUGAGCUCUCUUCCUACUAUAAGAAUUAUGUAAAAAUCAUGGGCCUCCAGAAGAACUUCGUGGACAACACCUACGUAACCUCUAUUCAAAAGCUCCACCGUGGUCAUGGCUUUAGCAUUGAGAAAGGACAUGAGAUUGAAAAGGGCACCAAAAACGGUCCGAGGAACAGAAUCGAAAACCGGUUUGACCACUGCAGCAAAAACGCAACUGAAAACACUAACAACGGAAGCGAAAAUGGUCCCAAAAAUGGUACAGAGAAUGGAAAAGGUAAAAACGAAGAGGAGGAGAGCAGGAAAAAGAGGGACAUGGAGGGCAUUAGAGACAACAGGAUUCCUCAGGGGUUUUCACAGGGACUAUGGGAGGUCAGGGGUUACCAGCAGCUUCAGGAUGACACCCAUAUUCCGUUUACUCUGUUCGCUGAGAAUGUUGUCUUGGCAACCGGGGCAUCUGACUUGCCAGCUCGCUUAGGUGUAGAAGGAGAAGAUUUUCCUUAUGUAUUCCACAGCGUGCAUGACCUUGGCAGAGCUGUCAACCAACAUGAGAGCCUGGGCCCUGCUUCUGACCCGGUCCUGGUGGUUGGAGCAGGCCUGACUGCAGCUGAUGCUGUGCUGUGUGCCUACAGCAACGGCAUACCUGUGCUGCACGCCUUCCGUAAGCAAACCGAUGAUCCCAGCCUAAUCUUCAAACAGCUCCCGAAAACGCUAUACCCUGAGUAUCACAGGGUCUAUCACAUGAUGUGUUCCCAAACCUACCAGACAUGCCCCAUUGCCAACCAUGGUGCCAAAGCUGCAGUUCACAAUGCAUCCACGGAACUGUACCCAGACUACACCAGCUUUCCUGAGCACUGUGUGCAUUCUUUUCAGCCGGACAUGCACUGCAUCUUAAGGGGAUCGAACGGCGUUCUGAGAGCCUUCAAAGUCUCAAUGGUGCUGGUUUUAAUUGGAACAUAUCCGAGCCUGUCGUUCUUGAAAGGGCAUGGUCAGUACCUGGGUUUGGACCCCAGUAGGCCCAUCUCCUGUAAGCUCAACCCUGUGGACGUAAACCCUUACACAUUUGAAUGCAGUGCUGAGCCAGGCCUUUUUGCCAUGGGUCCCCUGGUUGGGGACAAUUUUGUGCGUUUCCUGAAAGGAGGCGCCCUGGGCAUUACAAGCUGCCUGAUUAAGAGACUGAACCAGAUAAAGAAGAAAGGGAAAAUGAUCACUGAUCAGGGUGAUAGUAGAGGAGGAUUGGGAUUUGUCUGAAGUAUUUGACGAAAUUUGUAUAAAAAAAAGUGGCAAAUUAUUUUUACAAUUAACUUAGUGAGUACAUAUUUUUUUAAUUACCCAGCUUUCAUAACAUUUUUAAAGUAAGUAAAAUAUGCAUAUGACUAUAGGCUAGUGGAGAAUAUAAAAACCCUGUUGGAUUGCUGUCCAACAAAAUGGGUUAAACAGGUAUUUAUCAUCAUGUGUGAAAUAAUGUGCCAAAAGUUCUCAUUUUUAGGUUACUCAGGCUGAAGUUGCAGGUUGCCAUGAUGUUGCACAUACUACUGUAUAAAUUGUGUUUUCUUUACUUCUUAUUAUAUGCUUUAGAAUACCCAUCAUAGGUAAAGAUCCCAAGAUGCCUUUUAGUCCCAAGCAACCAAGCAGACAGUCAGAUGUGAAGCUCAUGGGACAAAGAAAGUCUUAAACAAGAGUGAAUACUAGGUGAUCAUGCAACUUAGUUACAGUAUUUAUGCACACAUUCUUUGUAAUUGCUAUACCCUGGUUAGUGUUGCUGUGCUUUAAUUAACUAGAAACAGUAAUAAUUAAGUUCACGAUUCUACAAAAUUUCUAUCGGAGCGACCAUAAGCGGAGUUACUGGCAGGAAGUGGGUAAAAUAUGGUCCUGCACACACUUAAAUAUUAACUAUCUGGUUCCACAUAUGUAAAAUACGCCCCUCACAUAUGAAGAGUGGUUAGGUAAUAAGUUCUUGAUACAGUACACUGCCCAGCCAAAAAAGGGCACACCCUAAUACUUUGCUAGACCACUUUUAGCUUUGAUUACAGCAUGCAUUUAUGAUGACAUUGUUUUGACAACCUUAUUUAACAUUACAAUAUAAAUUUUUGCCCAAGAUCUUGUUCUGGUGAUAAGAAAAUGGGAUCACUCCGUAAAGUCUCCUCCAACACGUUCAAGGACUUUCAAUGGGGUUAAGGUCAGGACAGUGAAAAUGAUUCCUCAUGCGCCCAGAACCACUCCUUCACUAUUUGAGUCUAAGAAUAUGCCUGUACCAUCAGGGAGAGAAAAAACUAUAGAUGUGAUAACCUGGUCUUUCAGUACAUUCAGGUCAUUGGCUGACUUUAUUUUAUUGCCACAUAAUGUUGCUGAGCCGA